Molecule: messenger RNA, 558 nt
Organism: Haemonchus placei
Lineage: Eukaryota; Metazoa; Nematoda; Chromadorea; Rhabditida; Trichostrongylidae
Source: the annotation of a GenBank genome assembly
AUGUUGUUCCUCAGAUUAUGUGAAGAAGAAGGCAACGCUGGCAAGUUAGGACGAACAGAAGUGGUUGGGGACAUUAUCAGUCGUGGUACCGAGUUAGCGCUCCAAUUUAUGAAGGAAUCAAAAACUGUCAAGGUACAACCUGAGAAAGAGGAAGAAGUAGCACGACAGCUUUCUCUUUCGACUGUGAUAUUCAACGAUCUUAAACGAGCAAAGUCUGCUGAAUACGAGUUUUCGUUUAAAAACGCGUUCGAUCUCAACCACAACAAUGCGUUGCUGCUGCAGGUGAAACAUAGCCGUUUGUGUUCUAUAGAGGAGAACAAUGCUGAACUUUUGCCUCUACUAGACAGCUGCGAAUCAAUUCCUGAGGAGACACCAGAAGCUGCAAAACUUGCUACCCAACUUGAAAGAUUGCCAAAUGUGAUCAUUGACAGCGCGCGGAACCUUGAACCUUGCCAGCUGGUCGUGUAUCUUGUUGAGUUGUCCCAUCUGAUCGGCAGCGUGGUAGCUCACGCUAAAAUCAAAGGACAGCCAGUAGAUGUGGGUCUAUUUUAUAAUUAG